GAAAACAGAGUUUGUUUUUAUAUCAAGUCACACUCAGUCACAGUCACACACACACAGAGCACAAUGAUGAAUGAAUGAACGAACCAACGAUGAUGCACACUGCGCACCCCUCACUCAAUACUUGUUCUUCCUCACGACCCGUUAUGUGCACCAUUUGCUUUCACUAAUUCACUAAUAAACACUAAUCUCGACUUAAUCACUUCAUAUUAGUACUAGUCAUCGGAAAAAGAAAGUGCUAGAUCUCGAUCUCCGAUGCCGGCACGAUGGCGGUUGUUGAUUCUUUUCUUACAGUCGGUGACAGUUACUUACGCAAUGCCGGUUCCAACCACAUUUUCAGUUCGUCUGGUUCACCGGUUCUCCGAAGAAAUGAAACCGGUACGGGUUCAAACCGCUGACUGGCCGGACCGGAGGAGCAUGCGCUACUACCAGAUGCUUCUCGGGAACGACUUUCUUAGGCACAAGAUCAACCUCGGUGGCGCUCGACACCAACUCCUGUUCCCUUCUAAAGGUAGCAAAACGAUGUCGUUUGGAAACGACUUUGCCUGGUUACAUUACAUGUGGAUUGAUAUAGGAACGCCUAGUAUCUCGUUUCUUGUAGCUUUGGAUGCUGGGAGUGAUCUCCUUUGGGUUCCAUGUGAUUGCAUACAGUGUGCUCCCUUGUCUGCACGUUACUAUCCCAUAUUGGAUAGAGAUCUGAAUGAGUAUAGUCCUGCUCGAUCGUUAUCCAGCAAGCAUUUAUCUUGCAGCCAUCGGUUAUGUGAUAUGGGUUCAAACUGUAAAACUUCCAAGCAGCAGUGUCCGUACACUAUCAAUUACUUAACAGAUAAUACUUCAAGUUCUGGAUUGUUAGUUGAGGACAUAUUGCAUCUUCAAUCUAGCGAUGGUGGCGGUGGUGGCAGCACAUCUAACUCCUCUGUUCAGGCUCCAGUUGUUGUCGGGUGUGGCAUGAAGCAAAGUGGUAGUUAUUUGGAAGGUGUUGCUCCAGAUGGUGUCAUUGGUUUGGGACCUGGAGAGAGUUCAGUUCCGAGUUUUCUUGCUAAAUCAGGAUUAAUCCGUGAUUCUUUUUCGUUGUGCUUUAAUGAAGACUCUUCUGGUAGAUUAUUUUUUGGUGACCAGGGAUCAACCGUUCAACAGUCUACUCCAUUCUUGCCCUUGGAUGGAAUGUUCUCAACCUACAUUAUUGGAGUGGAGGCAUUUUGUAUCGGGAAUUAUUGUCCUAAAGUAACUAGUUUUAAAGCUCAGUUUGAUAGUGGAACAUCAUUUACGCUUCUUCCCGGUCAUGCAUACAGAGCAAUAACUGAGGAGUUUGACAAACAAGUAAAUGUUACAAGAUCUACCUUAAAUGAUUCUCUUUGGGAGUAUUGUUAUGCACUCAGUUUGCAACAGCUGCCUAAGAUUCCCACAUUGACACUCACGUUCCAACAGAAUAACAGUUUUGUGGUCUAUAAUCCCAUAGUUGUAUUCUACAAUAAUCAGGUGGAAAUUGAUGGAUUUUGUUUAGCAAUACAGCCAACUGAAGGGGAUAUCGGAACAAUUGGACAAAACUUCAUGAUGGGAUACCGGUUGGUAUUUGAUAGGGAAAACAAGAAGCUAGCAUGGUCACACUCAAAUUGUCAGGAUCUGGGUCUAGGUAAGAGGAUACCCUUCUCCCCUGCAAAUGGGACAUCAUCAAACCCGCUGCCUGCAGACGAGCAGCAAAGAUCCAAUGGACAUGCAGUUUCUCCCGCUGUUGCCGGAAGGACUCCUCAAAAACCUUCAGUUGCUUCAUCUCAGAUGAUUUCAUACCGGAAACAUUUGCACUGCUAUUGUUUGCUUCUAUUUCAACUUCUGUCAAUCUUUUACUAAGACUUUCACGUUCUCAUUAUUUGUAGGAGCCUGCCUAAAAAGUGUUACAUGUAUAUCUAAAUCUGUCUCUGUUUUUUCCUCUUAGGUUUGUAAGUAUUUUAGAUCUUACACCAUUCAAUGCUGCUGUUAUUUUUAACCUUGCCAGCAUUAGAUUCCUAGAACUCAAUGAAACAUUUUACUCUAAACCCCCGCACUAGUUCAGGCGAGGUUAUGUAAAUUAAGUUGCUCGGUGUGAAGUUUUUAAUUUUAUUUUAUUAUUUAAAUUUA
Messenger RNA from Cicer arietinum (chickpea), 2112 nucleotides. Its product is annotated as aspartic proteinase-like protein 1. Lineage: Eukaryota; Viridiplantae; Streptophyta; Magnoliopsida; Fabales; Fabaceae. The record is from RefSeq and is a predicted model, not a curated record. Gene Ontology annotation, molecular function: aspartic-type endopeptidase activity. Gene Ontology annotation, biological process: proteolysis.